CACCUGUGUCGCGACGUCCUCAGUCGCAAAGCGGCCGCGUCGCGCGCCACUCGCUUGCACUAACUCCCUAUAUUAUGACAGUGACGUGAUGGAACCCAAAGAGUUCGGUGCGGUUCCCGGCUUGCCGGCCGGUUUGGACUAUUUCAUGAUGCCGCGAGUGAGCCAAAGCCAACCCGCGCCGCAUUUCGACUUCAGAAAAUUGGGCGCGAGCUUCAGCGGACGAGACGAAGACAGGAGCGACGAACGGCGGUCACCGGAGUACCCGGCGGAGCGCCGCGACCCGCCGCACGCACCCUGGCCGCUCGGUCUUGGAGUUCAGUUCGUCAACCCGGCAACUGGAAAGAAAAGGGUGCAAUGCAACGUCUGCCUGAAAACUUUUUGCGACAAAGGAGCGUUGAAAAUUCAUUUCUCCGCGGUGCACCUCCGCGAGAUGCACAAGUGUACGGUGGAAGGAUGCACUAUGAUGUUCAGUUCGCGGCGUUCAAGAAAUCGGCACAGUGCUAACCCUAAUCCUAAGCUGCAUUCUCCUCACGUGAGACGUAAGAUAUCGGCGCAUGAUGGUCGUUCAGCACAGCCGUUCCCGCUGCUGCCAGCGCUGGCGCGGCUCCCGCUGCCGCCGCCGGCGCUGCUUCCCCCCGAGCUAGCGGCGCGCCUGCCACCGACCCUCGCUGCUCCUGGACCCACACCGCUUCCACCGCGAGUUCCUCUCGAUGACUUCCGUAACUUCAGUGAAAUUGAAAAAAUGUACAGACAAAAUCCAGCAUUAGAAGAGCCGUCUCGAGGCGCGUUAGAUCUCGCUAAACCGACGGCAGUUCUCGAAGACGAUUCUAAUAAUUAUAGUGAAAAUAACGAUGAUAUUUCCGAUGAUGAAUAUAAAGUGAAAAUUGAAAUUCGAGGCGAGUCGCCCGCCGCAGACAGGUUAAACUACGACGACGAGCCGGAAGAUUUAAGUGUAAAUAAAAACAAAAUUGAAACCAAACCCGCUGCCGCCGAAGCUAAAGAGGCCGACCGCGCUGACCCCACCGCUGCAGAUGACAAAAUGUCAUCUUUCGUUCCAAACAAACGUAAACGGAAAAGUGGUAAUCCAACUCGAUGUUCGCAAACCAACGAAUACAGUGUGUCCGAUGAAGAAUAUCAAGCGGACUUGUUUAGAAACAUAUCCACCCCUGGCUCGAGCCGAGCGGACGAUGAGCCUUUGUCGCUGAAAAAACAAAAACAGUGGACAUUUCAGAACGGCGACGAAACUGCUGUGGACUCGGAAUCGGUGACGCGAGUGAAGGCUGAGAGUGAAUCGGACGAUGAAUCUAGUGCACCUAGCGUUGUUCGUGAGGGGCUUAGACUGCGCUCCGACUUAUACACGCCGAGUGACAGCGGAAGCGAUCUGCACGCGAUGGAAGAGAGACUCGCGCGAGCACGCUCGCCUUCCGCUAGCAGUGACCGUACUGACGACAGGACUGAUGUCAACGAUCUUGAGAUUCCCAUAGACGAUGAAAACCCCGACAGAUGUACAGCCUGUGGAAAGGUAUUUCAAAACCAUUUCACGCUUCGUAUGCACUACAGAAAUGACCACCUAAAAUUACUUCACCCCUGCGAUGUAAACGGAUGCGAUGCGGCCUUUCCUUCGCGGAGGAGUCGGGAUCGACACAGCUCAAACGUCGAUUUACACAGAAGACUGCUUUCCACUGGCACGACUGAUGGCAGAGAUAAACCCGCAUUGGAAGUAAACACGGAGCUGCUGAAUAAAUUAUACACCGACAUAAAAGGUCUUGCGUCCACUCUCGAGUGUCUAAGGUAUGGUAACGAAGACGCUUCACAAUUACCAAAUUAUGUGACUGAAACCAUGAAAUUCUACAGUAGAAAUUUGAGCGCGUUACAAGCUGGGUUGUUUCCACAAUUCGGGGAACGAGGGUUUCUCCCGUCCCCUUUUCUGAUGCGUAACGGGGCCCCGCAAGCAGGUGGCGCCCCGUAUGGAGGUCAUUCUACACGAGAGUCAUUGUCACCUCUUUCAGCAUCGUCUCCCCCUGUGAUCUCCCCUGGUAGACUUGACGCCGCUCACGCUCGACCCAGGGAUGACGCGAAAUUGCUUUUUCGCGAGACCUCAGAAUCGCUCAAGAAAAUGACGUCCCUUUGCGAGAGACAGGAGCAAUUGUACCAGCAUCACGUCCCAGUGUCAUGACGGGGUCGGCACGACCCGCGCCCGUCCUGGUGAUACCUCACUUUUUAAAGCCAGGAUCGAGCGUUAAGACUAUUUAAUUGUUAAUAAUUUUAAUUGUGUUAAUUCUAUUUUGUAUUUCGUUUUGUAUUUUCUUGUGAUAUUUAGACAAAUAUAUCGUAAUUAUUGGUCCCACGAACUUUAAGUUAGGGAUAGUAUCAGCUUGGUUGAUUUCGUGGCGCGAAGUGCAAUACGGACUCUGAUGUUAUAAAUAUUAAUGGACUUGUGUACGAUAUGGUAUCGUGUAGAGUAUUCGUAAUCGAUGUUGAAAGUAAACGUUAUAAUGAUCAGCUUCAUUUAUUGUUCUGGCGCAAUAAAUUCA
Molecule: messenger RNA, 2534 nt
Organism: Amyelois transitella
Lineage: Eukaryota; Metazoa; Arthropoda; Insecta; Lepidoptera; Pyralidae
Product: zinc finger protein basonuclin-2
Exons: 1
Coding region: 89-2176 (695 amino acids)
Biological process (GO): regulation of DNA-templated transcription
Cellular component (GO): nucleus
Source: RefSeq, a predicted model, not a curated record